This is a messenger RNA of Lathyrus oleraceus (garden pea), 741 nucleotides long. Its product is annotated as protein MAIN-LIKE 1. Lineage: Eukaryota; Viridiplantae; Streptophyta; Magnoliopsida; Fabales; Fabaceae. Bases 1 to 741 code for a protein of 246 amino acids. Gene Ontology annotation, biological process: meristem maintenance; meristem development. The transcript is spliced from 4 exons. The record is from RefSeq and is a predicted model, not a curated record.
AUGAUCAAGGGUAUCUUCUGGAGUCCUCAAGAUGUGACUGAAGAGGUAGUUGUUGAACUUGUUGUUGACUAUCUAGGAGUGUCACAGGGUCAGGCACAGUCACAUGUUCGUAGCUGCAGGGGGUCGUAUUACAAGUUGGAGUGGUUAUACGAUUUAUUCGUACAGCAUAGAGCUGCUUCCAGCUGGACAUAUGCGACCAGAGCAUAUCUAUUGAUGUUGGUGGGUUCCACCAUAUUUGCUGAUAAGACCUUUACACUUGUAGAGGCACGAUACCUCCUCCUGUUUACGGACUUGGAUAGAUGUUCAGGAUAUAGUUGGGGAGCAGUUGCACUAGUUACCAUAUACAAAUAUCUUGGAGAUGCGUCCAUGUACAGUUGCAAACAGCUCGGUGGAUAUCCUACUCUCCUACAGUGCUGGAUUCACGAAUACUUUCCAACUGUUGGAAAAAGAGGGGAGAAUUGGAAACCUGCUGAUAACUGUGGUCUUCCCCGAGCGAUGAGAUGGUCAUAUAGGCAAGGAGUCCUGAAGGUUGAUGAUUUACGACCUAUUUUGGACGAGCUGACACCUGCCGACGUCAUAUGGCGCCCAUUUGAGGAUCAUAGAGCAUGGCGUCUAUUUGAUGAGAUAUGUCUUUACAUGGGCUGUUUGAAGUGGGGUGAAACAGUUGUUCCAUACAUGCCUGACAGAUGUUUACGUCAGUUCGGAUAUGAUGUUUUCGAGUUUGGUUUAGUGGAGAAAUAG